UUUAGAAGUUGAUGCAGUAAUUGCACGCAUGCGUCUGGGCGCUUGAACGCAUGCAGAUGUCCUCGAUAAAUCAAUUUUUCGUUUCCCAAAUCCAGUUUAUCUCAUUGUUGUGUAUGAGGAGGUAUUCCUGCCACAUUGUGAUCGUCAUUUCGUGAUUCAGCCCGUCGCGAUGGAGUCCCGUUUGGGCCUGAUAGCUCUGCGCAGUCCCCUGGUGCGCAGCAUCACCCUGGCUUCGCGACCAAAUGCAGCCAGUGUGCUGGGGCGGCGGACGGUGUCGUACGAUACGAGCGUGAAUCCGCAGAGUUCUCUGGACAAGAGCUUCGAGAGCGACGGCGGCCGCUUCGACCCCGAGGCGGGUCCGCCUGGGCCCGUCCACCCCAAGAUCAAGCAGAUGCAGAAGUUCUAUCAGACGAACACGGGUAAGCCGCUGUGGCGUAAGACGCCGCUGGCUGAAUUCCUGUACCGGCUGACGUGGUUGGGAGUGAUUGGCGGGACUUGUUUCUCCCUCUACUUCUCCUGGACCCUCAUUAAUCCCAAGAAGAAGAAGACAUAAGGACGCCCCGUCCCUUGUCCAGUCACCAACAGCAUCCCCACAUGCGAUGGUUCGUUAGUUUCCGUUUCGGUCGACCGUUGGCUGUUCGAAGAAUGGAACUGCAGUUUUACCGAAAUAACCCUUAUUGCAGCCGCUGCAUUUGUAAAUGGUUCCGUGUUGGCUGUGUGAGAGCCGCUUGUGUGUGUUGUGUUCAGAAUAAAGUCAAAUGUCAUCAUGGAUUUUACUGAUUUUUAAUUGUAAUUCUUAUUGACCUGAAUGGUAUUACAGCCUGUAGGUGGCAAAUAAAUGCGUCAGAGAUGUGAUAAA
Molecule: messenger RNA, 859 nt
Organism: Paramacrobiotus metropolitanus
Lineage: Eukaryota; Metazoa; Tardigrada; Eutardigrada; Parachela; Macrobiotidae
Exons: 3
Coding region: 170-553 (127 amino acids)
Biological process (GO): mitochondrial electron transport, cytochrome c to oxygen
Source: RefSeq, a predicted model, not a curated record